AUGUAUUUAUCUCUUACUAUCGUCAUGGAUAAUUAUGCAUGCUCUCAAUUGGCUGUGAUAGCUAUCAUAUUUAAUGAGACAAAGAAAACCUAUCAGUGGAUUCUGGAGUGCCUAUUAUGUGCUACUAAUGGUCUUAUGCCAAAACAGCAUGGAGCAAAUGUCAAAACAGUUUUUCUGAGUAUGAAUUUAAAAGAUGAUG
Messenger RNA from Cetraspora pellucida, 199 nucleotides. The record is from the annotation of a GenBank genome assembly. Lineage: Eukaryota; Fungi; Glomeromycota; Glomeromycetes; Diversisporales; Gigasporaceae.